UACGCUGUAAUCAGUGACAAUUUAGCGCCAUUUAUGUUUCUGUUCUGUGAAGGUCUUAUUCUGUGCAGUAAACUGACGUCAUUGAUCGGUAGAUCGAGAAACUAAAACGGGCAGGCAACACAAAAAUAUAAAAGUAACUAGAGAAUUAACAUAUUGGUUGCACUCAACGAUGCGCGAACAUGUAAUACAGGGUAAUGGAAAUAGAAAUAUGACUACAAAGGUUAAUACUAUUUUAAACUGUUACAGAGAACUUACAGGUUUUCCUUAAUCCUUAUUAAUUCCCUCGUCGGAUCGGUGGUUGACGUAACCUCGGGUCGGGGCUCGGUUGACCGGUAUGGGACGUUUCGCCGUCGCCACUUCGCCGCCGCCAUUUGACCGUCGCCACUUCGCCGUGGCUAUUUCGCCUUCGCCAUUUCGCCGUAUGCCAUCCCGCCGUCGCCGUUUCGCCAUUGACCAUUUCGCCGUCAGUCCAAGAUAUAUUGUUAUAAAAAAAAGAACAUACAACUUCGAUGAAUCUGAUACAAUUCCUAUGUUGAUACUAUGUGUGUUAGCUCUUGUAAAGGUACUUAAUGCGUGUACAUCUAAUAUUUCCCAAGCAUCGCUGCCAAAUAAUUAUGCUCUCAAGAAAAUGGUGCGAAGGCAGCGAAACGAAUUAAAAAGAGCACCUCCCAAUCCGCAGAGUGUCGAAGAAUUAAUUAUACCAGACGAGUACACAAUAUACCACGCAGAGCCCGGCAGAAAUGAAAACUUUUUACUGUUCCAAGAAACCAAAGAUUUAUUAAUCUUUGGCCGUGAAAGUUGGCUGGCUCAUUUAUCUUCUAAAACAUGGUUUGUUGACGGAACGUUUAAAAUUGCACCUCCACUUUACGCGCAGGUGUACGUGUUGAUGGUAAAAAAACAUAAUGGUGUGCACCCUGUACUAUACACACUCCUCCCCAAUAAGUUAAGGGCUACUUAUGUUCGCUUUUUUAACAUAAUUAAAAAUAUGCAACAGAAUGCGAAUCCAGACAGCAUAUUUUGCGAUUACGAAUCAGCUGCAUUGUUAGCAAUGAGGGAAUGUUUUCCAAAUGUAUCUGUAAAGGGUUGCUUUUUCCACCUUGCGAAGAACAUGAGAAAAAAAUUGGCAGACUUGAAUUUAAUUCAAACUUACAACACCGACGCAGAAUUUGCAUUAAAGGCGAAAAUGGUGAUCGCUAUUUCUUUUGUACCGCUUGACCACCUGGACGAAGCGUUAGAUAGCCUUGCUGAUGUCUUGCCUCCAGAAUUGCACCCUCUACUUAAUUGGUUUGAGGAUAACUAUGUUGGAAGGCUUAACAGAAGGGGAAAUGGUCGCCGGGCUCCCAUAUUUGAAUCUUCAAUAUGGAACUUGUACGAACGCACACUACAUGAAGAAGAUCGUACAAACAAUCACUCAGAAGCUGCACAUCGGAGAUUGCAGACUGAAUUAGGUGUUCUACAUCCUACCUUGUGGAAAUUUAUAGACGCUUUGCGCGCGGUGCAGCAUGGCCGAGAUAUUUAUUAUGAAUCACUGGUAGCGGGAAACAAUCCACCUAAAAAACUUAGAAGGUAUAGAGACGCCGAUCGUAGAAUUUUACAAAUUGUACGAAACUUUGCUCAGUACGAAGCUAUUGAAGAAUAUUUACGGGGCAUCGCCCAUAAUUACCAAAUGGGGCAAUAAUAAUGUAAUAUUAUAUUAAUAAUGUAACUGUAAUUGCACUUGCAUACUUUAUGAAUGGCAUACUGUUUAUUAGAAUAAAGUUAUUUUCA
Photinus pyralis (common eastern firefly) is the source of this 1767-nucleotide messenger RNA. RefSeq lists its product as uncharacterized. The record is from RefSeq and is a predicted model, not a curated record. Lineage: Eukaryota; Metazoa; Arthropoda; Insecta; Coleoptera; Lampyridae. The transcript has 3 exons. Bases 335 to 1678 code for a protein of 447 amino acids.